UGUUUCUGGAAGAGCGUGAACGGCAGUGAUUCAGAGUAAGGACAUGACCCAGGACAGCCCCUGCGAGGACAGAGGACUGAGACCCCCCAGGAUGCAGCCCUGGAGCAGGAGCCUCAGGACCCUCCUGCUCUGCCUCCUGCUUCCCUGGCCAGGUGCAGGGCAAUUCGAUGUGAUAGGACCAAGCUCACCAGUCAUCGCCAAGGUUGGAGCAGAGGCCGUGUUCUCCUGCCACCUCAACCCCUCCACGGAUGCCCAGGACAUGGAGAUCAGGUGGUUCCACGCCAAGAAUUCAGAACUGGUGCAUUACUAUAGGAAUUCCCAGGAUAUCCUGGAAAAGCAGCAUCCAGAGUACCACAGGAGAAUGGAGCUCCUCAAGGAUCAGAUCAGCCAAGGGCAGGUGGCCCUGAGGAUCCACCCCAUCCACACUUCAGAUGGAGGGGAUUACAAUUGUUCAUUUGCAAGCUCCACACACCACAGUGCAGCACAGUUCAGUGUGGAGGUCACAG
Marmota monax (woodchuck) is the source of this 506-nucleotide messenger RNA. Its product is annotated as myelin-oligodendrocyte glycoprotein-like. Gene Ontology annotation, biological process: T cell receptor signaling pathway; regulation of cytokine production. Gene Ontology annotation, molecular function: signaling receptor binding. The annotation marks the transcript as partial. NCBI's taxonomy places the organism in Eukaryota, Metazoa, Chordata, Mammalia, Rodentia, Sciuridae. The record is from RefSeq and is a predicted model, not a curated record. Gene Ontology annotation, cellular component: external side of plasma membrane. The transcript has 2 exons.